This is a messenger RNA of Cannabis sativa, 1428 nucleotides long. Its product is annotated as agamous-like MADS-box protein AGL61. The record is from RefSeq and is a predicted model, not a curated record. The transcript has a single exon. Gene Ontology annotation, biological process: regulation of transcription by RNA polymerase II. Bases 1 to 597 code for a protein of 198 amino acids. Gene Ontology annotation, molecular function: DNA-binding transcription factor activity, RNA polymerase II-specific; RNA polymerase II cis-regulatory region sequence-specific DNA binding; protein dimerization activity. Lineage: Eukaryota; Viridiplantae; Streptophyta; Magnoliopsida; Rosales; Cannabaceae.
AUGGCAUCCAUUGAAGAAACCAAAACUCAUAAUAAUAAUAAUAAGAGAACUACCCAAGGAAGACAAAAGAUCGAAAUUAAGAAAUUAGAAAAGAAGAGUAACAAACAAGUUACCUUCUCCAAACGACGCUCUGGUCUGUUCAAGAAAGCCGCCGAGCUCAGUGUCCUUUGUGGGUCGGAGGUAGCCGUCAUUGUCUUCUCUCCCAACGGCAAACUCUUCACCUUUGGCAACCCAUCUGUGGACGACGUCGUAAGCUCAUAUCUCAAUAAUGGAGCCGUAGCAGUACCGAGUAGUAGUAGUGGUAAUGGUAAUAGUACUAGUAAUUUGGUGAAUGCCAUGAUUGAGUUGGAAGAGGCUGAGAAGAAGAAAAAACAAGUGGUGAGACAAGCAACAUUGGGCUCAAUUUUAGAGAAUAAUAAUAAUAUUAAUGCGUGGUUGGAGAAACCUGUGGAGGAGAUGGGGUAUGAAGAGUGUGAUCAUCAAUUGACUAAGUUGAUUAGCCUUCGGAAUAAGAUCUCCGAAGCCAGUUCUAGUAAGGAUUUUGAUGUUCCAAUGACGAAGACGACGCCGUUUUGUGGAUUGGGUUUGAAUUUUUAAUUUUCUUCUUCUUAUUAUGGAUGGUUUCCUAGAUCAGUUACUAGUUCUUUGUGUAUAAAAUAAACUAUUAGUAUAUAAAUCUUUGAUUUUUUGAUCGUUAGUUUUCAUAGACACACUAGAAUAGACCAAUUCAUUUGCUUAUUGCAUUGAAUAUUAGUAUACUUACCAAAAUCAAGUUACAACUAGCUAGCUAGCCUUAUUGACAGGAUGUGCUUUAAUCUUUCGUUUUGCUUUCUUAUUUCGUUUGUUUGUUCACAUAUUGAUUAUUACUAUUGAGAAACCUUUUCUUGAGAAAAUUGGUUUGGUUAACUUUUAUUUGAUUUUUCAUUAAAUGAUGAUUUUGUUGAUGCAAUCUCAAUAGGGUGGAUCGGCAAGCCUAGUGAAAAUUCCAUAUUGCACUCUAUUGCCAAAAAUUAAGUAAUUUUUCAAAACCAAUAAUUAAUUAGUUUUCGAGUAAUUUCUAACCGUGUAACAUUUAAACCAAAACAGAAAUGUUUUUGUGUGAUUUGACCUGUUAGAAGUUAGACUUCAAACUUUUCCAGCAAAAAACACAAUAUAACAAUUUUAAUGUGUGAUGCAAACUAUAAUAUGAUGUUUUUGAAAACAUCAUCUUGUUCAAUGUUAUUCCAUGACAUGACAGUUUAGAUACAGGAAGAAAGAAAAAACUAUUUGUUACACAAUGUUAGCGGGUGAUUUAUGUAUUUUCUCAUUUCAACAUUUAUUUCUCUUUCCUUUUUUAUUUUCUUUGCAAUUAACAUUAAUGAGCCACAAAGUAGAGUAUUUUAUAUGCAGCCAACUCAUCAUAUAUAUUAUAUGGCUCUUUUUUUUUUU